Lolium perenne is the source of this 2171-nucleotide messenger RNA. Its product is annotated as putative disease resistance protein RGA4. Gene Ontology annotation, molecular function: ADP binding. The record is from RefSeq and is a predicted model, not a curated record. NCBI's taxonomy places the organism in Eukaryota, Viridiplantae, Streptophyta, Magnoliopsida, Poales, Poaceae.
UCCCAUACAAUUUUUUAGGGAACAUUGCAGACGUUUCUUUGGUGCCCAGUACACGUGAGUUCUUUACAGAACCUCCGUGCAUCCAUACUGCUCGGUUCCACAUUCCCACAUCUUUGACCAACAAGCGCACGCCAGUAGCAGCCAUGGCGGCAUUCGGGAGCAUGCUUGCCUCUGCUGUUAUCAAGGUAUUCUGCCAAGAGCUGAGUUCCACCAUCGGAAGUAAUAUAAAGAUGCAGAAGAACUUUAAGAAAGACCUCGAGGAGAUGAGGAGCACUCUGGAGUCCGUGGAGGCGGUGCUCAAGGACGCCGAGAAGAGGUCGAUCAAUGACGCAGCGGUUCACCUUUGGCUGGAACGGCUCAAGAAGGCCAUGUACGAUAUCUCCGACAUGGUAAAUGAAUUUGAAAUCAACACUGAAGAACCGGCUGGACAAAAGAUUCCAGUCAUAUCCUACUGUCUUCAGUUUGUUCCUAAGAUUGUCAUGGCUAAUAAGAUGAGGGUAAUGAGAGGGCAACUUGAGAACAUCACUAAACAACAUCAAAAUUUCAGUUUCAUGCCUGACGGGAGCUCUAGUGUGAGGCAAGUUAGCGAUGUACGGGAAACAUCAUCUGUUAUGGAAGAGACACUUAUCAUUGGGAGGACUGUCGACGAACGAAAAAUUCUAGCUAUUUUAUCUGUAAGAAUCACGGAACAGAUCACCAUUGUUCCCAUACAUGGUAUUGGAGGCAUUGGGAAAACAACAUUGGCAAAGUUGGUUUUCAAUGAUAACCAAUUCAAAGAUUACUCUCGAGUGUGGGUUUAUGUGUCCCAGAAGUUUGAUUUGAAUGAAAUUGGUAACUCUAUAAUAUCACAAGUAUCAGAUGAACAAAGCCAACUGGCUGAAAGGCAGAUGAUACAUAAUCGCCUUGGAAGAAUACUCGUUGCUAAAGAUAUUCUUAUUGUUUUAGAUGACUUGUGGGAGAGGGAUUCAUCUCAACUAGAGGAUUUGAAGGCUAUGCUAACAGUUGGAAAUGCUGGAAAAGUGGUCGUAGUAGUAACCACCCGAGAUCAACGAAUUGCAAUGAAACUUCGCACCAGAGAUUCUUAUGAGAUAGAACCCUUGACAAAUGAAAUGUGCUGGACAAUCAUAAAACAAAAGAGUUCAUUUCAAACUAGACCAGACAAAGAGUUGCUGGAGAUGAUAGGAAGGGAUAUUGCAAAAAAGUGUGGAGGUGUGGCUUUAGCAGCUCAAUCCCUUGGAUACAUGUUACAAUCCGUGAGGUCUGAUGAAUGGGCAUCAAUUAGAGAUAGUGAUGUCUGGAGCGGAUCUACUCCAGAAGAUGGAUCUUCCUCGUCUCAUGUUCUUGCGUCCCUAAAGCUGAGUUAUAGCAGUAUGCAUCCAUACUUGAAGUUAUGUUUUGCUUAUUGUGCAAUCUUUCCAAAAGGCCAUAAUAUUGUUAAAGAUGAUCUAAUAUACCAAUGGAUUUCUCUUGAUUUCAUCGAGCCGAAUACCAUACUGUCCACCAGACAGCUUAGUGAGAACUACAUCAAUCAGCUUGUGUCGAUGUCCUUCCUUCAACAUUCACAAUCACCUUCGAUCGGUUGGCUGCAUGAGAAAGAUGUCACAUUGUUCACUAUGCAUGAUUUGGUACAUGACCUCGCAAGAUCAGUCAUGGUGGAUGAAAUUCUGGAUGCUUCCAAACAGAAAAAUAAGGAGGGUGGCAGCUGCCGCUAUGCAUUGCUGACAGAUUGCAGUAAGUCACUGAAGUUAACUGCAAUUUCUCCUAUAAAAAUAAGGACGAUACGUUUUCUGGACAGCGGCAAAAGUGAACUUUGUAAUGGUGCUUUUUUAUCAGCGAAGUACUUGCGUGUCUUGGAUUUAGGUGAAUGUUCUAUAAAGAAGUUUCCAGAUUCAGUUGAGCAAUUGAAGCAGCUGAGGUAUCUUAAUGCUCCACGAAUCCAAAACAGGAUGUUUCCAAAGUGUAUUACCAAGCUCUUAAAAUUAAAUUACCUUAACCUGAGAGGCUCGUCCAGUAUCUCAGCAAUACCAGUCAAUCGGUAAAAUGGGAAAUCUUAUGCAUCUUGAUUUGUCAUAUUGUUCAAGCAUACAUGGAAGACUCCCAAGAUCAAUGGCUGAUCUCAAAGAGUUGGUAAAUCUGAAUUUGUCACACUGCUAUCAAGUUGAUGGAAUAGC